Pseudovirgaria hyperparasitica is the source of this 3528-nucleotide messenger RNA. Its product is annotated as RecF/RecN/SMC protein. The transcript has 5 exons. NCBI's taxonomy places the organism in Eukaryota, Fungi, Ascomycota, Dothideomycetes, Acrospermales, Acrospermaceae. Bases 1 to 3528 code for a protein of 1175 amino acids. The record is from RefSeq and is a predicted model, not a curated record. Gene Ontology annotation, biological process: chromosome organization. Gene Ontology annotation, molecular function: protein binding; ATP binding; ATP hydrolysis activity. Gene Ontology annotation, cellular component: chromosome.
AUGAGGGUUACGGAAGUUAUCAUUGACGGGUUCAAGUCGUACGCGGUGCGAACGGUGAUUACAGGCUGGGAUGAGAGCUUCAACUCAAUCACAGGUCUGAAUGGAAGUGGGAAAUCGAAUAUUCUAGACUCAAUAUGUUUUGUUCUCGGUAUUACGAAUAUGAGCACUGUGCGAGCACAGAAUCUUCAGGACCUCAUAUACAAACGUGGACAAGCGGGCGUAACGAAAGCCAGUGUCACAAUCGUCUUUGACAACUCGGAUACGAAGAAGAGCCCAAUUGGAUUUGAGACCUAUACCCAGAUUUCUGUUACGCGGCAAAUAGUCCUAGGUGGAACGAGCAAGUACCUGAUCAAUGGACACCGAGCACAACAGCAGACUGUGCAGAACCUCUUCCAAUCUGUACAGCUGAAUAUCAAUAAUCCGAAUUUCCUAAUUAUGCAGGGGCGGAUCACUAAAGUGCUCAAUAUGAAGGCCGUAGAGAUUCUGGCCAUGAUUGAAGAGGCAGCUGGGACAAGGAUGUUUGAGGACAGGAGGGACAAGGCUCUGAAAACAAUGGAAAAGAAGCAGAUGAAGGUUGAAGAAAUAUCAGGAUUGCUGAAGGAUGAAAUUGAGCCAAAACUCGAGAAAUUGCGACAGGAGAAACGCGCAUUCUUAGACUUCCAACAAACACAAAGCAACAUCGAACAGAUGACCCGACUCGUUGUUUCAUAUGACUACGCACGAUACAACGAAAAACUGAAGCAAUCGGGUCAAGACUUGGACGCCAAAAAGCAGCGAGCGAAAGACCUUGAAGACUCUGCUGCGCGGAUGAAGAACGAGAUCGUGCUGCUACAAGAAGAUAUCAAGAAAGUCAAAGCUACGAGAGAAAAGGAAUUGCGAAAGGGCGGCAAAUUUCAAGCACUCGAGGAAGAAGUCAAGACUCAUUCACACGAAGUUGUGAGACUAUCAACGGUGCUUGACUUGAAGCAAGCCAGCCUGGGAGAGGAGAAGGAACGGCGGGCGAAAGCCGAGAAGAGUGUCAAUGAGUUGGAGAAACAACUGAAAGAGAAGACUAAGGCUCAUGAAGUUCUUCAGAAGAAAUACGAGGCAGCGCAUACUGAGCUCCAGAAACAGACCGAGGAAGUCGAGAACAAAGAGGAACUGCUUCAGAGUCUUCAGACAGGUGUUGCGUCCAAAGAAGGUCAAGAAGGAGGUUAUCAAGGCCAACUUCAAGAGGCUAGGAAUCGUGUGAGCGCCGCCGCCACCGAGCAAGAACAGGGUAAACUCAAGGUAUCGCAUCUAGAGAAGCGAAUCCAGGAAGAAGAACCUCGAGCAAAGAAAGCAAAAGAGCAAAAUUCGAGUCUGACCAAGGAUCUUGAGGCGUUGAAGUCACAGGCAAAGAAGCUUGCAAAUGAGUUGACAAAGCUUGGACUUGAGCCUGGCAAAGAAGACGAAAUGUAUAACGAGGAGAAGAUGCUGCAGUCUCGGAUCCGUGACCUCAGGGGCCAAGCCGAUGGUCUCAAGCGGAAAGUGGCCAACAUAGACUUUACUUACACUGAUCCAUCUCCAAGAUUCGAUAGAUCGAAGGUGAAAGGCUUGGUUGCGCAGCUUUUCACGCUUGACAAGGAGCAUACCCGAGCCGGUACUGCCCUUGAGAUCUGCGCUGGUGGUCGCCUUUACAAUGUCGUUGUCGAUACUGCAGAGACAGGUACUCAACUUCUGCAAAAUGGUAAACUCAGGAAGCGUGUCACGAUCAUUCCACUGAACAAGAUUGCUGCUUUCAAGGCAUCUGCACAAAAGAUUGGCGCCGCGCAGAAACUUGCUCCAGGAAAGGUCAAUCUUGCGCUAUCGCUCGUAGGACAUGAUCAGGAAGUGACCGCUGCAAUGGAAUAUGUCUUCGGGUCGACUCUAGUCUGCGAAGAUGCUGAGACAGCGAAGCGUGUCACGUUCGACCCGGCCGUACGGCUCAAGAGCGUGACUUUGGAAGGUGAUGUAUAUGACCCGUCGGGCACGCUCUCCGGUGGAAGUGCACCUCAGUCAAGUGGUGUUCUUGUUACCUUGCAACAACUCAACGAGCUGACGAUUCAACUCACAAAUCAGGAGAAAGCUUUAGAAGUGCUCCAGGCGACGAUUGCUAGGGACAAGAAGAAGCUCGAUGGAGCUCGCAAGACCAAGCAAGAGCUUGACCUAAAAAACCACGAGAUCAGGUUAACGGAAGACCAAAUCAACAGCAAUUCCUCCACGUCUAUCAUUCAAGCUGUUGAAGAAAUGAAGGCCAACAUUGUUCGUUUGAAACAAGAGAUCAGUGAUGCAAAAGCUCGGCAUGAUGAGGCAACCAAGGAAGUGAAGCGUAUUGAGGGUGACAUGAAGGAUUUUAGUAAGAAUAAAGACAGCAAGCUUGCUGAGCUUCAGACUUCCCUCGAUAAGCUUCGCAAAACCUUAUCGAAGACGUCAGCAUCUAUCAAGCCAUUGCAACACGAGAUGAGAGAGGCAUUGUCAGAUGCUGAGCAAUGUGGCAAUGAUCUCGCAGCUGCACAAGAACAACUCCAAGACGCACAGACUGCCCUUGCGACACAACAGGAAGAGAUUGAUUCAAUCGUUGCUGAACAGAAGCGUGUCAAGGAUGCUCAUGAUCUUGCGCAGGCUAAUCUAGAGGACGAACAGGCUAAACUCAGCGGAUUUGACGAAGAACUGCGUGAACUUGACGACGCCAUUCGCUCAAAAUCAGCCUCUAUCACAGAAGAGGGUCUCGAGAUGCAACAACUUGGUCAUCAGAUCGAGAAAUUCGACAAGGACCAGCAAGCAGCCUCGCAAACCAUCGUUGCGCUCGAAAAAGAACACGAAUGGAUAGCAGAUGAGAAGGAGCUCUUCGGGCGUCCCGGGACCGCUUACGACUUCAGGAAUCGAAACAUGUCCGAAUGCAAAGCGGUUCUAAAGAAAGAAACGGAAGCGUUCCAGGGAAAGCGCAAAAAGGUUAAUCCGAAGGUCAUGAACAUGAUUGAUAGCGUAGAGAAGAAGGAGGCAGCUCUCAAUAACAUGAUGAGAACCGUCAAGAAGGACAAGAAGAAGAUCGAGGAGACCAUCACAAAUCUUGACGAGUACAAAAAGGAGGCGUUGUACAAGACAUGGGAGAAAGUGAACGGCGACUUUGGGCAGAUCUUUGAGACUUUGCUACCUGGCGGUAGUUUCGCGAAGUUGGACCCGCCAGAGGGUAAGACCAUUGCCGAAGGUCUCGAGGUCAAGGUCUGCCUGGGUAAGGUUUGGAAGCAGAGUCUAACAGAGCUGAGUGGUGGCCAGCGAUCGCUCAUCGCCCUAUCUCUCAUCAUGGCGCUCCUACAGUUCAAACCUGCACCAAUGUACAUUCUUGACGAGGUUGAUGCUGCGCUCGAUCCAGACCACACGCAGAACAUUGGUCGAUUGAUCAAGACGCGGUUCAAGGGAUCACAAUUCAUUGUUGUCAGCUUGAAAGAUGGUAUGUUCGAGAAUGCGAAUCGUAUCUUCCGGACGCGAUUUAGCGAUGGUACGAGUGUUGUUCAGGUCCUAAAAUGA